Sitophilus oryzae (rice weevil) is the source of this 3953-nucleotide messenger RNA. RefSeq lists its product as uncharacterized. The transcript has 21 exons. NCBI's taxonomy places the organism in Eukaryota, Metazoa, Arthropoda, Insecta, Coleoptera, Curculionidae. Gene Ontology annotation, cellular component: membrane. Gene Ontology annotation, molecular function: transmembrane transporter activity. Gene Ontology annotation, biological process: transmembrane transport. The coding region runs from base 244 to 3681 and encodes 1145 amino acids. The record is from RefSeq and is a predicted model, not a curated record.
AAUAUAACAUAUUUUUAAUACAAUUCUGUUUUGUACAUUCUUAACACAUUAUUAGAUUACAUUCUAAAAUUGAAAACUUCCUGCCUUAAUGUUAACAUCUUAAUAGAUGUUCUUUGUGACGACAAAUAUUUAAAAAGAUAAGUGUUUCUCUUUUGGUCACUAUCUAUAGAUAAUUGGUUAGAUAAGUCAACAAUAUAUGGGCCUUCUAAAUACAACUUAUUUAUUUUUUAGGUAUUAACAAAUAUGAGUUAUGAUGAUGUUAUUCCCCUCCUAGGAGAUUUUGGAAGUUACCAAAGAAAAAUAUAUUUUUUAUUAUGCCUUCCUGCAAUUUUAUGUGCCUUUCACAAGUUAGGAAACGUUUUCUUAAUAGCUGAACCGGAGUAUAGAUGUAAAUUGCCAAACGAGUUAUUGAACGCUAGUUACCAUCUUAAUAAAACAGAACUAGAAAACUGGUAUCCGUACAAUGAUUUGAAUCAAAAAUUUUCAAAUUGCAAAAUAAAAAUUAACAACGAAUCUCAGCCUUGUCAGGAGUAUAUCUAUAAUUUAGAUAUGUAUGGAUACACGUCUGUUAUAGAGUGGACAUUAACUUGUGAUAGAGCAUAUUUAAUUGCUAUUGGUAACUCAUUAUUUAUGUUUGGUGUGAUGGUAGGAUCAAUAGGAUUUGGAGAAUUAUCUGAUAGAUGGGGAAGAAAGAAAACGUUCUUUUUAUCACUGGUAACACAAGUUGUGUUUGGAAUAAUAGCGGCUUUUGCCCCAGAGUUUUGGACUUUUACAAUAGCUAGAGCUGUGGUAGGAGCUACUACAUCUGGAGUAUUUUUAGUUGCUUAUGUAAUUGGUUUAGAAAUGGUAGGACCUACAAAACGACCUAUUGCUGGAACCGUAUGUCAUAUGUUUUUCUCUUUAGGAUACAUGGCCACGGCUUUUUUUGCCAUUAAUAUUACAGACUGGCGAACAUUACAGUUUGCAUUAACGAUUCCUGGUCUUGUAUUUUUGACAUAUUGGUGGAUCAUACCUGAAUCAGCUAGAUGGCUGAUAAGCAAAAAUAAAUUUCAAGAAGCUAAAAAACUGAUACAAUCCGCGGCAAAAUCAAAUAAAGUUACCAUAUCCGAUGAUACGUUGGAUAGACUUUUACAAAGUAAAGAGGAAAAGCCGAAUCCAGAUGAAAAAGUGCCAAGCACGUUAGAUAUUUUUAAGUAUCCUAACUUGAGAAAAAGAACUCUGAUAAUAUUAUUUGAUUGGUUUGCCAAUAACAUAACUUAUUAUGGUUUAUCCUGGAAUACAAAUAACUUAGCAGGAAAUCCUUAUCUCAAUUUUGUAAUAUCUGGUGCAGUUGAAAUUCCGGCUUAUAUUUUUUUAAUCCUAACUUUGAAUAGAUGGGGCAGAAAGAAAAUUAUGUGUGGCUGUAUGAUUGUUGCAGGAAUAGCUUUACUUUUAACCAUGAUUAUUCCAAAAGAUCUGCAGUGGUUAAUUGUAACAAUGGCAAUGAUUGGAAAACUUUCAAUAACAGCAAGUUACGGAGCUGUUUACAUUUUUUCUAUUGAACAGUUUCCAACAGUGAUCAGAAAUGCAGGGCUUGGUGCCGGAUCUACUUGCGCUCGUAUUGGAUCCAUUUCAGCUCCAUAUAUUAACAUUAUGACUCAUAUAUGGCAACCACUACCUCUAUUAAUAUUUGGAUCUUUAGCUCUUAUUGGAGGUAUCAUGUCUUUAGUUUUACCAGAAACUUUGAAUAGAAAAUUACCUGAAACAAUGGAAGAAGGGGAAAAUUUUGGAAAGAAAUCAGUGAGUUCAAAUGCACAGGAGGAAAGUGCACUGGAUAAUGGACAGCUAACUCUGACAGAAAGCAAACCCGGUGAUCCUGAUAAUAACGAUACUCAAAUAAUACUAGUCAAUAUUUACACUAUUUUCAUGGAGGUGCAGAAAACUGGUGGUAGCACUAAUCAACAGGAAGAUGUUUUACGCAUGGCUACCACCGUGCAACAAAACGUGCGAGAAUCUGCACCAAUCAGAUUGAAUAUGGGUUUUGAUGAUGUUAUUCCCUUACUGGGGGAUUUUGGCAGAUACCAAAAACGAGUAUACUUUUUGUUGUGUUUACCUGCUAUUACUUCUGCUUUUCACAAACUGGGGAACGUAUUUUUAUUGGCCGAACCUCGAUACAGAUGUCCACGACCACAGGAAAAUAUAACCAGUGACUUUGAUAUUUCCUAUUCGGAAUUUGAAAAAUGGUACCCAUACGAUCCGAGUCAUAAUAAGUUUUCAUCCUGUUUAGUCAGGUCUGGCAAUAUUACUACUGAAUGUGAUCAGUAUAUCUAUAGCUACGAAGAUUAUGGGAAAACAGCAGUUACGGAGUGGGAUCUUACAUGUAAAAAUGCGUAUUUGAUAGCUGCCUCUAAUUCAAUGUUUAUGAUUGGUGUUAUGUUAGGUUCAAUAAUUUUUGGAGACUUGUCUGACAGAUGGGGAAGAAAAAUAACUUUUCUUAUAUCAUCAAUCAUACAAGUUAUCUUCGGAGUUCUUGCAGCGUUAGCUCCAGAGUUUUGGACUUUUGCUGUUGCAAGGACGAUAGUUGGAGCUGCUACAUCUGGAGUCUUUUUGAUAGCAUAUGUUAUGGGUUUGGAGAUGGUGGGUCCGUCAAAAAGACUUAUCGCUGGAACGGUAGUAUUUAUAUUCUUUUCUGGAGGUUAUGUAUUAAUAGCGCUAUUUGCUAAACUAAUACAUUACUGGAGAUGGCUCCAAUUAGCUCUCACAUUGCCAGGAGUGUUGUUCAUAUUUUAUUGGUGGUGGAUACCCGAAUCCGUUAGAUGGCUGUUAUCAAAAAAUAAGCUCGAAGAAGCUAAAACGAUUAUUCAUCAAGUAGCGCGAACGAAUAAAGUAACUAUAUCUGAUCAACAGUUGGACGAGUUAUUAAGGAAAGGAGAAGAUGUUGAUAAAAAAGACAAACCGCAAGUAACGGCCUCCGUUCUAGACUUGUUUAAACAUUCCAGCCUAAGAAAAAGGUCAAUUAUUAUAUUUUUUGAUUGGUGUGCUAACAAUAUAACCUAUUAUGGAUUAUCCUGGAACACUAACAAUCUAGGAGGUAAUCCGUACCUAAAUUUUGUAAUAUCUGGCGCAGUUGAAACCCCUGCUAAUAUAUUUACUUUGCUCACAUUGAACAGAUGGGGUAGGAAAAAGAUUUUGUGUGGCAGUAUGAUAUUUGCUGGAACGGCGUUACUUACAACCUUACUUAUCCCUAUUGAUAUUGUUUGGUUAACAGUACUCCUUGCCAUGCUUGGAAAAAUAUCUAUAACGGUCAGUUAUGGAACAAUUUAUAUUUUCUCGGCUGAACAGUUUCCAACAGUUGUGCGAAAUGCUGGAUUAGGAGCUAGUUCAACUUUCGCCAGGCUUGGGUCAAUCAUAGCACCAUACAUUAAUAUUAUGGUACAUGUUUGGAAACCAUUCCCACUUCUAGUAUUUGGAGCGCUAGCAUUCGCUGGAGGAGUUUUAUCAUUGAUGUUGCCAGAAACCCUUAACAAGAAAUUGCCGGAGACAUUAGCAGAGGGAGAGGCUUUUGGAAAAAAAUCUAAAGAGAACACACAGCUAAAAACUGUAGAAAUAGUUGAGCCUCCAAAAGAAGCUAACGAAGGAGAGCAGGUUACUCCAGACUCGAAUUUAUUGAAAAAUUCACAGGAAACAAAAGAAUCAAAUUGAAAAGCCUUGAAUUCCUCCGAAUCAAAAGUGAUACACAAGAUUAAGUAUACAUGUUUCGUUUUUGAAAUAGUUCAGUUUACAGUAUUUUCAUUGUAUGAUAUUUACAGGUUUUUUACGUGUAAUUAUUUUGUUUACCUUGUUCUUUACUUUAACUCUAGUCAUCUAAGGGCUAAUUUUUGCUGUCUUUUUUCUUUUGUAAAUCGUUUCUCUCUAAGUAGUAUAAAUAUCAGUUUUGUAUCGAUUUUAUUUUUUAUUAUAUACCGGUGAUCGUU